This is a messenger RNA of Acanthosepion pharaonis, 957 nucleotides long. NCBI's taxonomy places the organism in Eukaryota, Metazoa, Mollusca, Cephalopoda, Sepiida, Sepiidae. The record is from the annotation of a GenBank genome assembly.
AUGUCCUGUGCACUCUUAAAUUCCCAAACCAUCGCUGACAUCCCGCUAUCUUCCUUUCUUUCGAUAUGUCCUGUGCACCUCUCAAACCAUCCGACAUUUCUUCCUUGCUUUCGAUGUCCUCUAUCUUCUUUUGCUUUUCGAUGUCCUGUUGCCUUAAAUUCCCAAACCAUCCGACAUCCGAACCAUUGCCAUCUUCCUUUUGCUUUCGUGAUAUGUCCUGUGCGCCUUAAAUUCCCCAAACCAUCCGGACAUCCGUUCAAGCUAUCUUUCCUUUUGCUUUCGAUAUGUCCUGUGCGCUUAAAUUCCCCUAAACCAUCGACAUCCGUUCAAGCUAUCUAUCUUCCUUUUGCUGAUGUCCUGUGCGCCUUAAAUUCCCAAAACCAUCUGACAUCCGUUCACACACGUUAUCUUUCCAUUUGCUUUUCGAUGUCCUGUGCGCCUUUAAAUUUAAACCAUCCGACAUCCGUUCACACAAGCUAUCUUCCUUUUGCUUUCGAUGUCCCUGUGCGCCUUAAAUUCCCCAAAACCAUCGACAUCCGUUCACACAAGCUAUCUUCCUUUGCUUUCGAUGUCCUGUGCUGUAAAUUCCCAAACCAUCCGGACAUCAUCGUAUCUUCCUUUCGCUUUCGAUAUGUCCUGCGCUCAAAUUCCCCAAACCAUCCGACAUCAUCCGUUCCACAAGCUUCUUCCAUUUUGCUUUUCAAUAUCGUGCACCUAAAUUCCCAAACCAUCCGACAUCCGUUCACACAAGUAUCUUCCUUUGUUUUCGAUGUCCUGUGCGCCUUAAAUUCCCAAACCAUCCGACAUCCGUUCACACGUUAUCUUCCUUUGUUGAUAUGUCCUGUGCACCUUAAAUUCCCCAAACCAUCUGACAUCCGUUCACCACGCUAUCUUCCUUUGCUUUCGAUAUGUCCAGAUGUCUGUUCCCCAAACCAUCCGACAUUCCCAAACCAUUGA